Messenger RNA from Caenorhabditis elegans, 1360 nucleotides. It is a transcript of the gene F32B5.1, whose product is annotated as arginine kinase. Gene Ontology annotation, molecular function: phosphotransferase activity, nitrogenous group as acceptor; arginine kinase activity; transferase activity, transferring phosphorus-containing groups. NCBI's taxonomy places the organism in Eukaryota, Metazoa, Nematoda, Chromadorea, Rhabditida, Rhabditidae. The record is from RefSeq and is marked reviewed. The coding region runs from base 1 to 1284 and encodes 427 amino acids. The transcript is spliced from 4 exons. Gene Ontology annotation, biological process: phosphocreatine biosynthetic process.
AUGAAAAAAGCUCAGAUUGGUUAUUACCGAAGAAGUUCUCGUUUGAAAUUCGAUUCUUCUCACUCAACUCUUCGUCUCGUCGAAAUGGCAUCGCAAUUUCUCCGUUCAACAAACUCGCGGUAUGUCGCUGGAGUGCUCGCUGCUCUUGGAGCCGGAUCCGCAGUCUACACACUCACUCCACAGCAACUUCAAGCCAAAUCCGAAGUCGACGCUGCCACGAUCAAGAAGAUCGAGGAGGCCUACGCCAAGCUCAAUGGUCCAGAAGGAGCCAAGUGCAAGUCGCUGCUCAAGAAGCAUUUGACCAAGGAAGUCGUCGAGAAGCUUAAGACAAAGCGCACAAAGGUCGGAGCAACCCUUUACGACUGCAUCCGGUCAGGUGUCUACAAUUUGGACGCCGGAGUUGGAGUCUACGCUCCGGACGCUGAAGCUUACACUUUGUUCGCUCCAUUGUUCGACAAGAUCAUUGAGGAUUAUCACGGAUUCAGUCCAAAGCAGAAGCAACCACCAGUUGAUCUUGGAGAGGGAAAGACUAAGGAAUUCCCACCAUUGGAUCCAAAAGGAAAGUACAUCAAGUCGACGAGAAUCCGAUGUGGACGUUCUUUGAAGGGAUAUCCAUUCAAUCCAUGUCUCACUCAGGACAACUAUCUUGAGAUGGAAGGAAAGGUGAAGAAGGCGUUCUCUGAAUAUUCGGACAAGGAACUCAAGGGCAAGUACUAUCCAUUGGAUGGUAUGGGCAAGGAUACUCAGAAGCAGCUGAUUGCUGAUCAUUUCCUGUUCAAGGAGGGAGAUAGACAUCUUCAAUACGCAAAUGCCUGCAACUUCUGGCCAAAGGGACGUGGUAUCUUCCACAAUAACGACAAGACUUUCCUGAUUUGGGUGAACGAGGAAGAUCAUAUGAGAAUCAUUUCAAUGCAAGAAGGGUCUGAUGUCGGAGCUGUGCUUGACAGACUUAUCAAGGGAGUUCGCGGAAUUGAGAAGCAGGUUCCAUUCUCCCGUGAUGACCGUCUCGGAUGGCUGACAUUCUGCCCAACAAACCUCGGAUCAACAGUUCGUGCAUCCGUCCACAUUGCUCUUCCAAAGCUCGCCGCCCGCAAGGACUUCAUCGAGAUUUGCGAGAAGCUCAAUCUCCAAGUGCGCGGAAUCCACGGAGAACACUCGGAUUCUGUUGGAGGAGUCUAUGACAUUUCUAACAAGGCUCGCCUAGGACUCUCGGAAUAUCAAGCUGUGAAACAAAUGUACGACGGAGUGAAGAAGCUAAUUGAAAUGGAGGAGAAGCAGAAGUAAACUGGAAGAAGAAGAAAAACUCGUUUAGUCAUAUUGUAUUUCUCUAUUAACUAUUUAAAUAAAUGGUAGUAGAAUG